Molecule: messenger RNA, 576 nt
Organism: Rangifer tarandus platyrhynchus (Svalbard reindeer)
Lineage: Eukaryota; Metazoa; Chordata; Mammalia; Artiodactyla; Cervidae
Source: the annotation of a GenBank genome assembly
AUGCUGCAAAGCACCUCCACAUUACUCCAGCGCGCGCACGCACUCUGCCGGGUGCCUGCGCUUCAUGCCCACGUGCACCGCGCUCACGUGCACCGCCUUGUGCGCCGCAGGGCCCUCCCGGGGGGCGUGUCGUGGGCGGGGCUCUUGGCGGCCGCGCCAACCAAGUCAAUCGGGCGGAGCCCAGGUCUUCGGGGCGUGUCCUCGCCCUCCUGGUCCCGCCCGGUGACUCUCCGCUGGGUGCGGCAGUACCACAAACACCGGACGGGCUGGUUAGAGUGGCUAGGGCCAGAACCACUCCCCUGCGUCCCCUGUCUUCCCCGAGAGUUCCUGCCGCCUGAAGUCCUCGCCGGCGCCCAGCUCUGGAUUGCCUCGAUGCUCCCAGCCUUCUGGCUCAGCUCACUGGGAGAAGUUCCAGAGGCCGUGGCCGCUGGAACCUUUAGUCCCCCGCCCAGAGCUGAGCUCCUGGAGGAUCUGGGGAUCGAGUAUGCCCUUUCUAGGAAGGGCCGGGUUUCUGGAGCUGGGAGAGCGGUUUUGGAAUCGGGAGCGGGGAGAGGCACGUACCUAAAUGGGGUUUGA